Molecule: messenger RNA, 2379 nt
Organism: Rhinolophus ferrumequinum (greater horseshoe bat)
Lineage: Eukaryota; Metazoa; Chordata; Mammalia; Chiroptera; Rhinolophidae
Gene: CCDC60
Product: coiled-coil domain containing 60
Exons: 14
Coding region: 439-2094 (551 amino acids)
Source: RefSeq, a predicted model, not a curated record
UGCUUUCUCUUGCAGUGGGAACCUGAGCCGCUUGUUGGGACUGCCUUAAAAUGGGCAUCUGGGGGCCCCACCAUGGGUCCCCCUCAGACUUCUUCAGUGGAGUUUUAUUUUUUUAGUUCAUAUUUUAUUUUUGUUUAUGGGAGAGACAGAUACUCCUUUUCAAAGAGAGGGAAAGCUCACAAAAGUUGGUAACUUUCUAAAAAGUAAUUCCAGGCUUUUCCUUAUCGACCCUGUCUGGACUUCCUUAUCCUGUUGAUUGGACCCGGAUGACUUGCUUUCCAUUACUGCUGGGUCAGAAACGGUUUGGAGUCUGUGUAAUUGACACUUGGAAAUAAGAGUGAAAUUGCUGGAGACCCUCACAACAGUGGCAGCUGAGGUAGAAGCUUCUGGAAAAACUCUUCCCUUGGGGGCACAGGCGAAGCCUGAAGGAUUUCCAAGAUGACCAAGGUAUCAGCCACCAAGAAGAUGCAGAGUUCCCGCAUCUCGGGGGCCCUCUGGCCCUUUUUGGCUUCAGAACUUCCGUCACAGGUCCCAGAGAAGUCAAAAAAGAGCAUCAAGUAUAUGGACAAGGAAAUAAUAAACCUCAAAAAGGACCUUACUCGAAGCCGUUUUUUGAUAAAGUCCGUGAAGAUAGGCCGCGGAUAUUUCACCAUACUGAGGGAGGAGAGUGUAUUGAAAAAGAGACAACAACAACUUCAGAAACUGGAGGAGGAAGAAAGACAUAAAUUCCAACCUGCCAGAAAGAUCUCAGAAAUCCAAUACGGGGAUAUUCUUUUGGCCACGGACGAUGACGAGAAGAGUAAGAAGGCGGGGCAUGGAGCCACAUUUCGCCCGUUCACCCCCAUACACAGCUGCAUCAUUUCGCCCUCGCUCCCCGAGGCUCACGUGGAACCCCUCUUCCGUCAGCUCUGUGCCCUCCACUGGCUUCUCGAGGCCCUGACGAUCGACCACACCCACCACACCAUGAAGCCCUUGAUCACCUGCUGGAAUCCAAAGGACCCAGGUGGAAGCAAGAGCACGAUAAAAAAAAUCAAUAAGGACAAGUCCAUGGGACAGAGGUGGGAGCACUUCAUCACAGCGCCAAAGAAGAAAUUCAAAAUUCCUGCUCCACGUGCCACGAACCCGAACCGCAAACCAAGCCGGCGAGGCUCCAUCCUAAGUCUGUCUCGGGCUAGUGGGGGGUCAUCCCCCCAGAGCAGCAUGGUCUCCGUGAACCCUGGCUCAGAUGAGCCCCCAAGCUCAUCUGUCACCCAGGCAACGGGCAACAAGGACGUUGAGGACAAUGAAUCGUCUUCAACCAAAGCAGAUGAAGAACUCCUCCAUGUCAAUCUGCAGAAGCUCCUAGAGAUGGUUCGGGGGGAUGCCCGGAGAACAGUGAUGAUGGAUAACGGGACGCCAAAACAACUGCCCAGUAUCUUGUCCACGAUCAGACAAACCAAGAGCGAUUCUGCUUCUAAAGACGUGCAGACCACCCGCAAAUCAAGCGACAGAUCCAGCAGUACAAGCGGAGAAAGCCACAGCCAACCAAUCCAGAAGAAGUCUAAAAGCCGCACCACCCAUGACAUCAGUCACUGCAAGAGUGACGUGUGUACCACCAUGAGGGCCAAGUUUUACAGCGUGGCCCAGGAGGCCAGCUUCUGUCUCCAGGACAAGAUGGAAAUCCUCAUGAAGCGCCAAGAAGAGAGAGGUCUCCAGAAGUUCCAUUCUUUUGUCCUUGUCUCGGAUUUUAAACAGGAUAUAGCAAAAAUGAGACAUCAGGUCUCCAUGGUAAAAGGAGAUGCAAACGAAAUUGCAGACCACUGGUAUUUUGAUCUGCUCUCCAAACUCCCCGAAGAUCUGAAGAAUUUCCGCCCCGCCAAAAAGAUCCUGGCAAAACUGCAGAAGUUUGGGGAAAACCUGGACCUGAGGAUCAGGCCCCACGUUCUCCUGAAGGUGCUACAGGACCUGAGAAUCUGGGAACUGUGCUCUCCAGACAUCGCCGUAGCUAUCGAGUUUGUGCGAGAACAAAUCAUCCACAUGCCGCAAGAGGAUUACCUCAAUUGGCUGCAAAACCGGAUCAGCGUCCCCAUCCGGCUCCACAGUGCCCAGAUGUAGUCUGGGCCUGGGUCGACCAGCUGUCCCUGUAGAGGAGGGCGAGUCUACACGGCGUUCCAGCUUCCUGCCUACUCUCCUGUGUACUCACGACGAUACAGGAAGGGUCCAUAUGACACAUGUGGAGGCUGCCUGCUGGUGACAACCUACAGGGAGAUCCUCCCGGCGGAAACUCGCCUCGACCUCACACCCCAGUUUCCACCUUCCGUUCCUCACUAGUCCAGCUUGACUCUGCCCACUCCCUCUCCAGAUUCCUUCACCCUGUUCCUCUUCCUCGAAUUCUGGAUA